AGCGUGAGGGGAAGCCACAGAAAACAACGAUUUCAGCAAAGAGGAGAUUAAUAUGUUCAAGAUAAUCUGACAGCUGUUAAAGAAGAUCACUCAGCGGGAUUAAUUGUGCUUGAAUUGACACGUUAAUAGUCAUUAUCAUGUCUGAAAAACAGGCCGGCAAAGCUUCCCAAAGGAAAGCGUCCACCAACAAGAACAUCAAGAAGCUGCGCACUAUCAGCAUGGUGUGCGGCCUGACGAGCAGCUGGCAGCAGUGGGUGACGGAUAAUGAGAGGAAGCAGGCCAGUGAGCCCAGUGGCUGGGCUCCGUCUUCGCUGGGAGGACCAACACAGGAGCCCAAAAGGACCUGGGUGCCAAAGAAGCGUCCUCCCACUCAGACCCAGCCAACAGAAGCCUCCCAAAAUCACACCAUCUGUUCCGGAGAGGCUCAGAAGACCAUAACUCCUCACAAGGAGACCCAGGAUGCAUCCAAGGCCAAGGAGGCGAAGACCUCGGGCGUGCCACCGGUUGCAUCUCGCAUCAAGGUAAAGCAAGUGGUGAAGACGGUGACCAGCGGGGUUCAGGAGAAAGGCGCCGGCGUGGGCCUCCUGACCGAGAAGAUCAAGAGGGAGUCUCUGCCGUCGGAUGAGGAGAUCGACAGGCUGCUGAAGAAGAAAAGCUCGCCGACGCGCCGCAGAAAAUGCUCCAACAUGGUGUCGUCUCUGACGAAGAGCUGGAAGCAGGUGGAGAAAGAGCAGAAGCACGGGAAAGAGGGGGGAGGACCAGGAGAGGGUGGUGAUAAAGACGUCAGCGAGGCUGAGACGGCGAGACGGGACACAGAGGAUGCUCAGGCGCAAAGGAUGAGCUCCAUAGAAGACGCAGAGCAAAAAGACUCUGAUGGAGACUCUGAGUCGGCAGUGAAGAUUAAAAGAUCCACAGUGUCAUUGUACAAAAAGGAAGCUGAGGAUGCCAACAAGAUCAGCGUCCUCUCCAAAAAGUACAGCGCUGUGGGAAACCUCAAGAGCCGCUGGCAGAACUGGGCCUCAGAGCACACCGUGAACCAGAAACUAAACCCCUUCAGUGAGUACUUUGACUAUGAAUACUCGAUGUCCCUCCGCCUCCAGAGGGGCCAAGAGGGGUACGGACGGCCAAAGGAGGGUACCCAGACAGCGGAGAGAGCCAAACGCGCCGAGCAGCACAUCCACCGCGAGAUAGACGACAUGUGCUACGUGAUCAGGACUAUGGCUGACCCGGACCCGGACGGAAAGACCCGCGUCACGUUCGGGCAGCUGUUCGACAGGUACGUCCGGAUCUCCGAUAAGGUGGUGGGCAUCCUGAUGAGAGCCAGGAAGCACGGGAAGGUGGCGUUCGAGGGCGAGAUGCUGUGGCAGGGCCAGGACGACGGCGUGAUCAUUACUCUGCUGGUGUGAUGUUAACACCUGGGUCGAGGCUGGACUGGAAAUCCUCUCGCAGCUACUUUGGCUGGAAAUAAUCUCGGCCAUUAUCAAGCGGGGCUAAGAGGAGGAUUUAAAAGAGGGUUUGACCCGGGUCGACUCAGAGGACACUUGCAGAACAAUAUCAAAGGAAUAUGGAGAUGAGAAAGCUUGGCGGAUGAGUCGGUGUGGAUUAUCCAAGGAGUAUAGCUUCUAUUUUUGCAGAUACUUGAAACCUCUUUCUGUCACUCUUGUGGAUAUUUGAGUUGCAGCCUUCAUGCAUAUGUUUUCAGUAAUCUGCUAAGACUUUAAAGUUUUAAUUCGGGAGCUCUGGAGGGUGACGUUUUCAGCUGCUUAAGUUUCCAUUCAGAGUU
Chelmon rostratus (copperband butterflyfish) is the source of this 1783-nucleotide messenger RNA. It is a transcript of the gene abrab, whose product is annotated as actin binding Rho activating protein b. NCBI's taxonomy places the organism in Eukaryota, Metazoa, Chordata, Actinopteri, Chaetodontiformes, Chaetodontidae. Gene Ontology annotation, molecular function: actin binding. The record is from RefSeq and is a predicted model, not a curated record. Bases 138 to 1406 code for a protein of 422 amino acids. The transcript is spliced from 2 exons. Gene Ontology annotation, cellular component: sarcomere. Gene Ontology annotation, biological process: positive regulation of transcription by RNA polymerase II; positive regulation of Rho protein signal transduction.